Ceratosolen solmsi marchali is the source of this 1507-nucleotide messenger RNA. RefSeq names its product Tyrosine aminotransferase (gene Tat). NCBI's taxonomy places the organism in Eukaryota, Metazoa, Arthropoda, Insecta, Hymenoptera, Agaonidae. Bases 56 to 1507 code for a protein of 483 amino acids. Gene Ontology annotation, biological process: L-tyrosine catabolic process; L-phenylalanine catabolic process; biosynthetic process. The transcript is spliced from 12 exons. Gene Ontology annotation, molecular function: L-tyrosine:2-oxoglutarate transaminase activity; pyridoxal phosphate binding. The record is from RefSeq and is a predicted model, not a curated record.
UUUUGUUUUCAAAGUAGUUUAGUUUAUAAAUAUUAGGUGAAUAUUAUAUAUUGAAAUGUCCAAAAAUCCACUGGAAUCGUCAUUCAAAGAAUGGAAUGUACAAGCAUCGUUAAUUGCCAAAAGAACUAAUAAUCCAAUCAGAUCUAUCAUCGAAAAUAUUGUCGCAAAGCCAAAUCCAAAAAAGCCGUUGAUAGCAUUAUCUAUUGGCGAUCCUACAACAUUUGGUAAUUUAAAACCAGCAAAAGUAAUGAUAGAAGCUAUGAAAGAGAGUAUCGAGUCUCAAUUAUAUAAUGGUUACGCACCCAGCACAGGAUUUGAAGAGGCAAGGCGAGCAGUAGCAGAAUACAGUUCUAAUGACAAUGUUACAGUAGAUGUGAAAGAUGUUGUGCUGUGUAGUGGAUGCUCGUGUGCCCUUGAUCUUUGCAUCACGGCAUUGGCUCGUGAAGGACAAAACAUCCUGAUUCCUCGACCCGGUUUUUCAAUUUAUCAAACACUUGCUGAGGCACUUGGUAUUACCGUGAAAUUUUACAAGCUUUCCCCAGAAUUGGACUGGAAAAUUGAUCUGGACGAUUUGGAAACACAAAUUGAUGCAUCUACAGCAGCAAUCGUCAUUAAUAAUCCUUCAAAUCCUUGCGGUUCAGUUUUCAGUCGUCAACAUCUAUUAGAUAUUUUGGAAAUCGCUUUCAAAUACUACGUUCCAAUAAUCGCUGAUGAAAUUUAUGAAUAUAUGGUAUUUCUUGGGCAUACAUACCAUUCCUUGGCAUCUUUAUCAACGCAAGUACCUAUUUUAUCUUGCAGUGGAUUGACGAAAAGAUUUUUAGUACCAGGUUGGAGAAUGGGAUGGAUUAUCAUUCACGAUCGUCAAAAUAUAUUAGAUAAAGAAAUCAGGAAAGCAUUACAGUGUUUAAGUCAACGAAUAAUCGGUAGUAAUACGAUCGUUCAAGGCGCCCUUUCAAAAAUACUUAAAGAAACUCCACAAAAGUUUUUUGAUAAUAUUAUGCAAACUUUACAUGCUCAUGCUAGACUUACUUACAAUUACAUCUCUAAAAUACCAGGAUUGACACCUAUUAUGCCGCACGGUGCAAUGUAUAUGAUGGUACACAUCGAUCUGCCAAGCUUUCCACAGUUCAAUACUGAAAUCGAGUUUAUUGAAAGACUCUUAUCAGAAGAAUCCGUUUUCUGUUUACCCGGACAGUGCUUUAGUUACCCCUCUUAUAUACGGUUAGUAAUAACAGUACCUCAACAACUACUCAAGGAAGCUUGCAUAAGAAUUCAGGGGUUUUGUAUAAAGUAUCACAUACAAAAUAACUCAACAGAUUCUGUUAAUAAACGCUCAGAAAGAGGCGCUCUGAGUGGCAACGCCAAGGAGGCAAUUCGUAAAGACCAUGUGGUGGCCGAGAAUGCCUUUAAGAAAGACGCCGGCAAGGCUUCUUCUCAAAAAAGAACGCCAAAGAACAAGGAUGUAGACAUACACAGUAAUACCCAAGAAUUAAGAGGCAAAGGCUAG